Molecule: messenger RNA, 3979 nt
Organism: Equus quagga
Lineage: Eukaryota; Metazoa; Chordata; Mammalia; Perissodactyla; Equidae
Gene: SMPD4
Product: sphingomyelin phosphodiesterase 4
Exons: 21
Coding region: 838-3147 (769 amino acids)
Biological process (GO): glycerophospholipid catabolic process; sphingomyelin catabolic process; ceramide biosynthetic process
Molecular function (GO): sphingomyelin phosphodiesterase D activity
Source: RefSeq, a predicted model, not a curated record
GGCGGGAACCGUGCGCGGGACCGCCCCGCGUCCUAGCUGCCUCCCCGAACCUCCGCCGGAGCCGUCGCCGUUCCUCCGCGAGCCCCGGGCCGGGCCAGGCCGGGCCGGCAGCGCUCCCCUGCCACCUUCCUGCCGCCUCCCGCGCCCGUCCCGGCGGUGCUCGGUUACCGCGCGGUGAGCGGGCCGGAGGAGGGGAGCUCCGAUUAAAGUGGAGCCUCGGGUCAGCCAGAGGUGUGGCCCCCGAGCCCUCCUCCCCGUGUGGCUCGAUCUCCGAACCUCAGUUUCCCCAUCUGUAGGAGGGGCCGCCGAGGCUCGCCUCACAGGACGCCGUGCUUUCCUGAGACGGCGGUUUCCACCUCCACGGGAGCUGUCAUGGCAUUCCCUCACCUGCAGCAGCCCAGCUUCCUACUGUGCACCCUCUGGAGCCAACAGAUCUGCCCCAUGGCCUGAACAGCUCAGGUCUCCGCCUCUGCCUGAGCUCUGUGGACUCUGCCCCCAUUAGCAAGUGGACAAACCCUCUUGGUUAAAAUUCUGGCAUUUCCUCCGGAUGUUUAUCCAUUUGCAUGGAGGCUUCUUUUCUUCGUGGAGUCAGGACACAUAGUGCUUUCCUGCGCCCCGUGACCUCAGGCUAGCCUGAAAGCUGACUCUGUAAAUAAACCCUUUGCUCAGCGCUGCCAAGACUUGGUUAAAGUCAUUGAAGAUUUUCCAGCAAAGGAGCUGCAGACCAUCUUCCCAUGGCUGGUAGAGAGCAUCUUCGGCAGCUUGGAUGGCGUCCUCGUUGGCUGGAACCUCCGCUGCUUACAGGGACGUGUGAGCCCUGUAGAGUACAGCAUUGUGAUGGAAUUUCUAGACCCUGGUGGCCCGAUGAUGAAGCUGGUCUAUAAACUGCAAGCUGAAGACUAUAAGUUUGAUUUUCCGGUCUCCUACCUGCCUGGUCCCGUGAAGGCCUCCAUCCAGGAGCGCGUGCUCCCAGACAGCCCUCUGUACCACAACAAGGUCCAGUUUCCCCCGCCUGGGGGCCUCGGUCUGAACCUGGCUCUCAGUCCGUUUGAGUAUUACCUGUUCUUCUUUGCGUUGAGCCUCAUCACUCAGAAGCCACUCCCCGGAGCCCUGCACAUUCGUACUUCAGACUGUGCCUAUUUCAUCCUGGUGGACAGGUACCUCUCAUGGUUUCUGCCCACAGAAGGCAAUGUGCUCCCCCUACUCUCCUCCAGUCCGGGGGCGCCCAGCCCCUCACCAGCUCCCAGGACGCCAGCCAUGCCUUUUGCUUCCUAUGGCCUCCACCACACCAGCCUCCUGAAGCGACACAUCUCUCAUCAGACAUCUGUGAAUGCAGACCCUGCCUCCCAUGAGAUCUGGAGGUCAGAAACUCUGCUCCAGGUUUUUGUUGAAAUGUGGCUUCAUCAUUAUUCCUUGGAGAUGUACCAAAAAAUGCAGUCCCCUCAUGCCAAGCUGGAGGUUCUGCACUACCGACUCAGUGUCUCCAGCGCCCUCCACAGCCCUGCCCAACCCAGCCUCCAGGCCCUCCACGCCUACCAAGUACUGGCCGCUCUCGUUUUGUUCCUUUUCACGCCUGCCCGUGGUGUAAGCCACAGAGCUAACGUCAGUGCAGUGGAGCCGUUCAUGCCCACGGAGGAGCAUGUGCUGGUGGUGCGUCUGCUGCUGAAGCACCUGCACGCCUUCUCCCACAGCCUGAAGGCCGAGCAGCUCUCUCCCUCCGCCCACUCCCACGCCGCCAGCCCCUUGGAGGAGUUCAAACGGGCCGCUGUCCCGAGGUUUGUCCAGCAGAAGCUCUACCUCUUCCUGCAGCACUGCUUCGGCCACUGGCCCCUGGACGCGUCGUUCAGAGCCGUUCUGGAGAUGUGGCUGAGCUACCUGCAGCCCUGGAGGUAUGCGCCUGAGAAGCAGGCUCAGAGCAGUGACUCCCAGGCCCGGUGUGUGUCGGAGAGAUGGGCACCCUUCGUGCAGGAGAACCUGCUGAUGUACACCAAGCUCUUUGUGGGCUUCCUGAGUCGUGCACUCCGCACUGACCUGGUCAGCCCCAAGAACGCACUCAUGGUCUUCCGAGUGGCCAAAGUCUUUGCCCAGCCCAACCUGGCUGAAAUGAUCCAGAAAGGCGAGCAGCUGUUCCUGGAGCCCGAGCUGGUCAUCCCCCACCGCCAACACCGCCUCCUCGCAGCUCCCCCAUUCACCAGUAGCUUCCUGUCGUCAUGGCCGCCUGCUGUCACCGACAACUCUUUCAAGGUGAAGAGCCACGUCUACGGCCUGGAGGGCCAGGACUGCAAGUACACCCCGAUGUUUGGGCCCGAGGUCCGGACACUGGUCUUGCGCCUUGCUCAGCUCAUCACGCAGGCCAAGCAGACUGCCAAGUGCCUCUCUGACCAGUGUGGGGAGAGCGCAGCAGCCCGGCCCUUUCUGUCAUGGUUGGGCUUCUGCCCCACAGACACAAAUGGCUCCUAUGCAGCCAACGACCUGGAUGAAUUGGGACAAGACAGUGUCCGCAAGACGGAUGAGUACCUGGAGAAGGCCCUGGAGUACCUGUGCCAGAUGUUCCGACUCAGCGAGGCCCAGCUCGCCCAGCUCACACUUGCCUUGGGGACAACUCAGGAUGAGAAUGGAAAGAAGCAGCUCCCAGACUGCAUUGUGGGGGAGGACGGACUCAUCCUCACGCCCCUGGGCCGAUACCAGAUCAUCAACGGGCUGCGCAAGUUUGACAUCGAGUACCAGGGGGACGCGGAGUUGCAGCCCAUCCGGAGCUAUGAGAUUGCCAGCCUGGUCCGCCUGCUCUUCCGGCUGUCCUCCGCCAUCAACUGCAGGUUCGCAGGCCAGAUGGCAGCCCUGUGUUCCCGGGCCGACUUCCUCGGCAGCUUCUGUCGCUACCACCUCACGGAGCCCGGGCUGGCAGACAGGCACCUGCUGAGCCCUGUGCAGCGGGGGCGCACGGCUAGCCGUGCCCAGGGCCCCAGGCUCAGCCUGCGCUUCCUGGGCAGCUAUCGGACGCUGCUGUCGCUGCUGCUGGCCUUCUUUGUGGCCUCUCUCUUCUGCAUCGGGCCCCUGCCCUGCACUCUCCUCCUCGUGCUGGGCUACCUCCUCUACGCCGUGGCCAUGACGCUGCUGACCGAGCGGGGCAAGCUGCACCACCUCUGACCGUGGGCUGGCCGUGUCCCUGGGCAAGUCAGUGGGAUGGCCUCACGGCCCUUCCCUUAGACCAGGAAGGCCACCUCCGAGCCUGAGCCCAGUUGCCUUUGAGCUUCUAGGGGGUGUUUUCCUACAGCUUGGGAACCAUCCGGAAGAACCUGAAAUGAGAGGUACGCGGCAUCAAAGGGUCACAAGUCACCUAGCCACUGGGCCCUCCCUCCUUCCGUAAGCUGGAGGCCCCGCAGUGCGGUGGCUCUCGAGGCCUUUCCCUUCUUCAGCCAUUUGAGGGUUUAGCCGUGUGAAGCGCAGGAGUCAGGGUGUCCCUGGGAGGGGCUUUGGCCUCUGCCCUCGCUGUCCUUGAGGUAGGCAGUGUGUGGCGAGUCUCCUCUCCCCCCGGGACACCAGGACAGUAGCUCAGCCUCCGGCUUCAGGAAAGAAUCAAAGACCCUAAAAGCGAUUGGUGAGGAAAUUAGAUGACAGUUCUCUGAUUCCUAAUUUUAAAGCUACCUUUUGCCACAUUUGGCAAAGCGAGGGACAUUUUCCUUCGUGUUCUCCCCGCCAUCCUGAGGCUCGGCCGUGUGAUUUUGCAUUGAAGGAGAAAAGAUCCUCCAGGAGCCCAGAUGCUUAAGGAACAGUGCUUCCCCUCUGGCUCCCUUCCAGCCCCCGAGCCAUCGAGUACGGUGCACAGCGGCUGCCUGGCACCACCACCUGGUCCGGGUUGGGCUCUCAUCCCUGUGGGCGGAGGGGAGGCGGUGGGGCCGCCGAGUGGGGCAUCUGGUCUACAACCAAAGACGAUCAAAAGCAUUUGUAUCUUCAAUAAAAUAAAGUGCUCAGAGACGCA